CUGCUUGACUGAUUAUCUCUUGUACUGAUAUGUAGAGAAUGGGAAACAUUGGUGAUGUUGUUCCUUUCUUUGGGAGAACCUUCAACAAAAUCUACCCACUCAUUAUGGUUGUUUAUACUCUACUGGUCGCUUGUAAUUUCUUUGAGCAUCUGAUGGAAUUUUUUGGGAGCUUAAAAAGGUUCAAGUGCUGGACUGAUCAAGAAGAUAUGGAUGGGUUGGAUCCAUCUGGAAUGUUUAUUCUGCAGAAAGAGAGAAAUUCGAUGGAACAGGGACGCAAGGUCAGUGAGCAUGCAACUCCACUAGCAAGAAAUUUCAGCAGUAUAGGCAAAGACGUCGAAUCGGGAAAUGUACCACUGGGUGAACCGACAGUUGAAAUGACUCCAGAACGAACCACCCAAACGAAACACAGUGGCAACAUUGCCUACCAAUAUUCUUCAGUCAGAGACCAAAGCAGCAGUCUGAAACCAGUGGAGCAAGUGCAGAAGGGGAUCUCCUCGGCCUCCAUCAACCUUGAGGCCGAAAGCUCAGAAGAGCCGCCUUCCGCGAGUACAGAACCAGAAUCACCACCAGCUGAAACGGCCUCAAGGUGGGCCUCAAUGAAGAUGGGUCUUCAGAACUUCAGAGCAAGCAUGGGCUCCAAGAAGUUCUUCCGUUUGAGCCCGUCCCCGAGUCUCGGGACGAACGCGCCGUCCGCCACGGAAUCGCUCGACGAGAUCUUCCGGAAAUUGAAACGGAAUUCGAGCAGCGCGGAUGCGGAUCACCUCGACGACGAUGGGUUACCCUGACGACGAUGGCGGCGACAACACGAAGGAACG
Molecule: messenger RNA, 815 nt
Organism: Panicum virgatum (switchgrass)
Lineage: Eukaryota; Viridiplantae; Streptophyta; Magnoliopsida; Poales; Poaceae
Exons: 3
Coding region: 39-785 (248 amino acids)
Cellular component (GO): membrane
Source: RefSeq, a predicted model, not a curated record